AUGUUUGAACUGCAAGGUCCAAGAUGGGCUUCCUGGAACCUUGGUGUUUUUAUUUGUAUCAGGUGUGCAGGAAUCCACCGAAACCUCGGUGUGCAUAUAUCCCGAGUGAAAUCGGUUAACUUGGAUCAGUGGACACCAGAACAAAUACAGUGUAUGCAAGACAUGGGCAACACCAAAGCUCGACAUUUCUAUGAAGCAAACCUUCCUGAACAUUUCCGGAGACCUCAGACUGACCAAGCUGUAGAAUUUUUCAUCAGGGACAAGUAUGAGAAAAAGAAAUAUGUGGAUAAAAAUGCAAACAGUGGAAUCACAAUAACCACCUCUGAUGUUGCUGCACCCUUGCCAUCAUCUCCCUCUUUAUCAAAUACUGCUGAGAAGAGCAAACUAGAGAGAGAAAAGGACAGACGGAAAGAUGAAAAGAAAAGGGGAAAAUACCAAGAGAAACCUAUUACUUUAGAAAAAGUAAAAAUGUCUCCUCCACAUGCUGUGGUUUUGCCUCCAAGUAUCCUCAACCUAACUGGAGAAGACCUUCAUACAGAAAAGGGAUGUGUUGUUUCUGAAGCUGUAAAGAAAGACCAAGUGGAUACUAGAAUGAGCCCUCACAAGGUAGCACAGUCAACCAUCGAUCUGUUAGGGCUGGAUAUUCCAAUUGAAGCUCCUGUUGCUAAUGGCAGUGCCACUUCGAGUACAAGCUUGAAUGAUGAUCUUGAUAUAUUUGGUCCUAUGGUUUCCAAUCCUGUUCCAAAAUCGGAUUUGCAGCUGCAUCAGGAGUCUUUCAGCAGCCUGUGGCGGUCUCUCAGCCUGGCAUCCAAAGUGGCCGGUGCUGACAGCAGGGCCCAGCACAUACUCAGGCGAUCGGAGGCUGUGAGUGGGUCCUGUCUGGGCAUGUUCCAGAAGCAGCAGGAGAUCAGAGAGGCAGCAGCAGCAGUGGCAUUGUGGCCCGCCGUGGGGAGAGCGAGCGCUGCUGUGUACAUGGCACCUUCUUCGUUGUCGUAUGCCUCUCACCCUGCAGCUAGCUAUCCAAAUUUUCCUAACCUUGGAGCACCUAUGCCAGCUCCCACGGGGAUGAUGGGACAAUCGGCAGGAAUGGUGGGCCAGCCGGCAGGGAUGGUGGUUGGCAUUGGAAUGGCAAAUGGAUUUAUGGGUAAUACACAAACCAGUGCUGUCAGAGUUCCGGAGAAUAUGAUGGCUCCCCAAGCAGGAAGGGUGGGAAAUUCAUACAAUGUGCAACAAAGCCAGAAAAUGCAGUGGAAUCUCAGUCAGGUGAAUCAGCAGAUGGCGGGGAUGAAUCUAAGUUGCCCAAGUGGUGUAAUGAGCUUCAGCCAAGCUGCAGGCACAAUGGGAAGAUGGACAGGCAAACCAACAGGACAGACUCUUAGUACUCAGUUGUGGAAAUGAAGCAAAGAAAGAGCUGAGGCCGCCAUCCUGCAGUUAUCCAUCAUCUGAAUUGCAUAACAGACAUUUGUUGUUUUAUUGGUGCAAAAAGAAAUACUCUGGUUUGACUGCUUGAUGUUACAAACUUGAUCUAUUCUUGGCAGCUUAUUGUUGAUUCAAUCAAAUGAAGUCAUUCCCUGCUUAAACAAUGGAGUACUAGUUUCAGAUGUUUUCUUCCCCUCACUAUUUUUCUAAAAUGUAUUCAUCACAAGCUAUCUGAACUGUUCACAACAAAUUCUAAUGGUAUUGUAUGUGACUUUGUAGCUAGUACUUGUACUGCUAAGGGAAGAAAGUGAAUUGUCAUUUUGGCAGCCUCCCUCUGGAAAUCCAGUACCCUCUAAUUAUAAUCACCUGAACUCUGUAGAAGAAAUUGUAUGAGCUGCUGAGCUAAAUUACUAGGUGUAAGUGAGUUUAAAAAGCAUUUCCUGGAUACCAUCUUAUUGCUUUUGUUCCAAAGAUUUUUCUUUGUGGUGAUAUUAUGAUGUGGAGCAAAUAAAAGAAAGCAAAAUUGGAAGAAAAAUAAAUCUGGAUGGUAGGUGGUAAGUGUUUUGGACUUUUGUUUGGGUUUAAAUCCCAAGAAGUGAAAACAGAAUGUAUAUGGUUUGAACUGUUUUACUGCAAAUGGUAAAUUACCUAUUCUUAGCUGGCAACCCUAGAGGUACUCUAUACUUUAUUGCAUGUUAAUUUGUCAGUAUAUUUCUUGCUUUCACCACACCUUCCUCUUUGAAAAAGUUUAGCAGUACAUUGAUUUAAGUAUUAAAACACUGCUAAUAUCAACUAUGUAAUGCAAACUGUCAAAAGUGACAAUUCAAUUUGUUGCAAGGUCCUCAAAUAGCUAAGUAACACAUAACCUUAAGUGUCUGCUAUAAAUCAUCUAUCUGAAAUAAAUGUUCAGUAAUGCUGCUAGAAAUGAUUAAUGCGUUGGGAGUUUUUAAUACCAUGAUAAUCUGUAAUUGAUAACUUUGUAAAUAUCAAAUUGUAAGUAGCUUCUACAUGCUUUCAGUGUUGUCUCUAAUGUUAAUUUAUUUUGCCACCCAUCCUAGAACAGUUCAUGCACAAUGUAACAACAUAUUGCCAUGUUAGCUCAAUUAACAUCAUAAGUCUGGGACGGCACGGUGGCUCAGUGGCUCAGUGGUUAGCACUGCUGCCUCACAGCGCCAAGGACCCAGGUUUGAUUCCACCCUUGGGCAGCUAUCUGUGUGGAGUUUGCAUCUUCUCCCCGUGUCUGCGUGGUUUCCUCCGGGUGUUCUGGUUUCCUCCCACUGUACAAAGAUGCGCAGGCUAGGUGGAUUGGCCAUGCUAAAUUGCCCGUAGUGUUCAGGGAUGUGUCGAUUAGGGUGGUUAAAGGAGAAUGGGUCUGGGUGGAAAUCUCUGUAGGUCAGUGUGGACUUGUUGGGCUGAAGGACCUGUUUUCACACUGUAGGGAUUUUAUAAUCGAUGUUCCAAGUUUGUCUUCAAUUGUUUGAACUAAUUGUGAUUAUGUAGAUCUUUGAAAAGGCAAGCAAAAAAAUAUUUUUACAAAGUGUUUUUGCUCCUUCAUAUUUUACUAUUGUCACCAAUCACUGUAGCUUAUCUGAGAAAUCUCCCUGAGGAGGGAAGCUUUUGAUGCAGCAGCAGAACAUUUGAGACAAAAUGCUAGUGCUCACCAGCCUUUGACUUCCUGCCAAAAGCAGAAAAGUUUUGUGUUAACACAGGAGAUUUGAAUUUCUAUCCCUUAAUAUUGUAAAAAAUUAUUGAUGCACAUCACACCAAACUGUUCCACCUUAAACAGUUUAUGGUUCUGUAUUCACUUAUUUUAAAAUUGCCUUACUAGUGGUUUAUGAAUGUUCAAACCUAUAAUUGUAAUAUAAAUAACAUUUUUUGCAUACUUUUUGAGUUUUCUAUCUUUGUUAAACCUUAAUGGCUACUUAAUAACAGGUGCUUAAAGAGUUAUUGGCUAAAUGCACCAAACAUGAACAGGGUAACUGUGCGUAGCGCUCACCAUAUCCUUGAGUUUCCCUUGAGCUACAUCCGGGUUUAUUACUGCAGUUGUGUUUACAUAUAUGGUGCCUAGUAUAGCAAGUAUGUUAUUUCACUGUAUUAAUUCAAUUAAACUGUUGUGCAUGUUUUGUA
Messenger RNA from Rhincodon typus (whale shark), 3546 nucleotides. RefSeq names its product stromal membrane-associated protein 1-like. The record is from RefSeq and is a predicted model, not a curated record. Bases 1 to 1398 code for a protein of 465 amino acids. Lineage: Eukaryota; Metazoa; Chordata; Chondrichthyes; Orectolobiformes; Rhincodontidae. Gene Ontology annotation, molecular function: GTPase activator activity; metal ion binding. The transcript is spliced from 12 exons. Gene Ontology annotation, biological process: regulation of clathrin-dependent endocytosis.